AACCUAACCCAAACAUAUGGACCAUUUUUGUCAUUUUUCUCCCCUAAAUUACCGUUCCUCUUUUUUCCUUCUUUCUCCCCUAAACAUAGCCGAAUCCUCCACUUCUGUAGACCUUCUCCAUAUCUUUCCUCUGUGAUUUCAGCGGCCAACUUUCCUGCUACGACCAUCACUGUCAGCUAUUGCCCCUGGGAACCAUCAAGAAAGAAGCUAUUUUUAGCAGGGGGUUCUCACUUUAUGGUUAAAAUCAAAUGCCAAUGUGAUUGAAACGUAAUGUUUGAAGUGGGAUGGGAUCUAGCAACUUCACCUCCUUGAAAUUUAAUAAUCCUUUUUUUUGUUCGUUAAUCAAGCUGUGGCAGGUUAACUCUUAUGGUUUCCGUGGACUAGUGAUGCUGAAUAUAUAAUUUCAGGGCAAUUCUUUCCUUAAGCAGUCCUGAUGAGUAAAGUUGGUUUUGUUUCUGAUAUCAACAAUGAACUUCAUAUCCAUUCUGUGGAAACAGAGGAUCACUAGUGCAAUUCAUCAAACAAUUGUUAUAUCUUUGUCCAAACAAACUAUUCAUUCAUGUCAAGUUUAUUGUUUGAAAACAUCGGAUGCAAAUUUUACUUCAGAGAAGUCAGAAUCAGAAAAGGAAGAAAGGUUGGUAGAUCAGGGAAUGGUGACAACAAGGAACAGCUUAAGUCAAAGAAUUGAAAGUGUACCCAUAGGAGAGUCCAUUGGAUCCACUUUCCAAAGCUGGAUGGGUGAUGGUUUACCUAUUCAUAGAGGUGACAUUUUCCACACUAUGAAUCGUUUGCGCAAACUCAAAUUGAACAAGCGUGCUCUUGAGGUGAUGGAAUGGGUUAUAAGGGAGAGACCAUAUAGACCAAAGGAACUAGAUUACUCAUAUUUAGUAGAAUUCACUUCUAAGCUUCAUGGAAUAUCACAAGCUGAAAGUCUAUUCUCCCGAAUUCCGUCUGAGUUCCAAAAUGAGUUGCUCUACAACAAUCUUAUACUUGGAUGCUUGGACAGAGGACUGAUCAGGCUUUCACUAGCAUAUAUGAAGAAAAUGAGAGAACUGGACCAUCCCAUAUCUUAUUUGGUGUUCAAUCAUCUCAUCAUUCUUCAUUCCUCCCCAAGCCGCAAGAAGUUCAUUCCUAAAAUCUUGACGCAGAUGAAAGCCGAUAAGGUUACUCCACAUGUUUCAACCUUCAAUAUUCUGCUCAAGAUAGAAGCAAAUCAACACAAUAUUGAAGGCCUGUUGAAAGUUUUUAGUGACAUGAAGAGAGCAAAAGUUGAACCGAAUGAGGUAUCUUACUGUAUAUUGGCCAAUGCACAUGCUGUGGCUAGAUUGUAUACAGUUUGUGAGACCUAUACUGAAGCUAUUGAGAAAUCUGCAACUGGACAAAACUGGUCUACAUUGGACAUUCUGGUCAUACUCUAUGGAUAUCUGGGAAAGCGGAAUGAUUUAGAGAGGACAUGGGGUGUCAUUCUGGAGCUUUCCCAUGUUAGGUCUAAGAGUUAUGUCCUGGCGAUCGAAGCAUUUGGUAGGAUUGGAGAUCUCUGUCGAGCUGAAGAGCUGUGGUCCGCAAUGAAAUCAAGGAAUUCUUUGAAGUCAAAUGAGCAGUUCAAUUCGCUGAUAGCUGUAUAUUGUAGACAUGGACAUAUUACCAAAGCCACUGCAUUGUAUAAGGAGAUGGAGAAAAGUGGGUGCAAGCCAAAUGCCAUUACUUAUCGGCAUCUUGCUCUUGGUUGCUUGAGAGCGGGAUUAAUUAAGGAGGCCAUCAAAACUCUUCAAUUGGGGAUGGAUAUGAAAACAAGCAUAAAGGUGAAAAGAUCAACUCCAUGGUUGGAAACUACUCUUUCAAUAAUUGAAAUAUUUGCAGAUAAUGGUGAUGUAGAGAAUGCUGAAAAGUUGUUUGAAGAACUGAAGAAAGCGAAUUAUACUAGGUAUACCUUUGUGUACAAUGCGUUAAUCAAGGCGUAUGUUAAGGGGAAGGUAUAUGAUCCAAAUCUUCUUAAAAGAAUGAUUCUUGGAGGGGCUAGGCCAGAUUCUGAGUCCUAUAGCCUUUUGAAAGUUAUUGACCAACUUCGAACGUGAAUAUAUUAGAAUUAUGUUGUGUGAUUUUGCACCCUACUUCAAAUUACUCGGCUAAGAGUAGUCCUAUUCUGCGGCUCUGCGAAUUGCUGAAGAUAGCUAUACUUCAGUGUGCCUGUUCUGUCCGAGUCUUGGAAAGAUGAUGGCAGUUUGGCCAAUGUAUGGGGAAACGAAGAGAGCAGAAUCAGGAAUUGAUGAUCAAAGAUUAGAAAUAUCUGCAACAGAGUAUCAGCAGGAACAAAGAGGAGUUUUGUGAAGAUUGCAGCUGAUUGGGCCGAGGCCAAGGCCGAGGAUGGAUAGUUGUAAGCAGAUGCUAAGCACCAAAGACACAAAUGCUUGACCAAAGACCAGUUAUUUUGUAUCAACUACUGUCCGAGCUUUCCUAGAUUCACUUGUGGAAUUACACUAAGUAUAUCGUUGUUAUACUAUCCAAACUUCCUCAUUUUCUUGGAAUAAAUUUCACUUUUCUGUUGGACUAUUUUGUCACAUAUACUUUAUAAGGUUAAUUAUGACAGCAUGUCCUUUUUCA
Messenger RNA from Solanum lycopersicum (tomato), 2601 nucleotides. Its product is annotated as pentatricopeptide repeat-containing protein At1g07590, mitochondrial. Lineage: Eukaryota; Viridiplantae; Streptophyta; Magnoliopsida; Solanales; Solanaceae. The record is from RefSeq and is a predicted model, not a curated record. Gene Ontology annotation, molecular function: protein binding. Gene Ontology annotation, cellular component: mitochondrion.